AUGUUUAUUGAGCUUCGAAUGUUGGAUAUCUCUUCCAAUGCCUUCACGGAAAACUUACCGACGAGUCUGCUUCAACAUUUAAAAGCCAUGAGGACAAUUGAUCAAGCGAUGAAUGCACCAAGUGAUGAAGGAGAUGGAUAUUAUUACCAAGACUCGGUAGCUGUCGUAACAAAGGGAUUGGAGCUUGAAGUUAUGAGAAUCUUGUUUUUGUACACCACUAUCGAUUUUUCAAACAAUAAGUUUGAAAGACAUAUUCCAAGUAUUAUGGGAGAUCUCAUUGCACUUCGCAUGCUAAAUUUAUCUCAUAAUGGAUUACAAGGUCAUAUACCGCCAUCACUUGGAAGAUUAACUUUGGUUGAAUCACUGGACCUGUCAAGUAACCACCUUGUAGGAGAGAUACCAACACAAUUUGCUUCUCUAACUUCUCUUGCAGUCUUAAAUCUCUCCUACAAUCAUCUCGAAGGGUGCAUUCCUCAAGGAAAUCAAUUUCAUACCUUUGACAACAAUUCAUAUGUAGGUAAUGAUGGAUUACGUGGAUUCUCACUUUUGAAAGGCUGUGGUAGUGAUGGUAAUGAUUCAGAAUCAGAGAAAACUGAUACCGGAUCUGAGCUUGAUGAAGAAAGCAACUCUGAAUUUCUGAAUGAUUUUUGGAAAGCAGCUCUUAUGGGCUAUGGAAGUGGACUUUGUAUUGGAUUAUCCAUUAUAUAUAUCAUGAUUUCAACUGGAAAACCGAUAUGGCUUGCAAGAAUCAUUGUGGAGCUGGAGCAUAAAAUUCUGAUGGGAAGAAGAAAGAAGCAGCGAAAGCAAAGGAGUUACAGAAGAAGCAAAUAA
Solanum stenotomum is the source of this 831-nucleotide messenger RNA. Its product is annotated as receptor-like protein Cf-9 homolog. Bases 1 to 831 code for a protein of 276 amino acids. The record is from RefSeq and is a predicted model, not a curated record. Gene Ontology annotation, molecular function: protein binding. NCBI's taxonomy places the organism in Eukaryota, Viridiplantae, Streptophyta, Magnoliopsida, Solanales, Solanaceae. The transcript has a single exon.